UCUUUAAAUUUGACGUUCUUAGAAAGGCACCGCUGAGCUACUUCGCUUCACCCGUCACCUUCCUUUCUCCCACCUAAUUCUAUCGGUGAAUAAUAUCCUCAAAAGAGGCGAACGGUUCCUCUCCUAUUUCGCGGUCCAGAUCUCACAGUUAUUGGGCAAAAGGGGGACGAAAAAACCCUAACCGGGCUUCUUUUGCAGCCAUCAUGUCAAGUUUGGAGGAGCCAAUCGGUCUAGACAAUUACUCAACAUGCAAUGGUGCUGGCUGGCUUCGAAGAUUCACUUCCAAUGCUUGCAGGCCCAGAUCAGAUCACACUGAAAUGGAUAACUGUUUGAUUGAAUCCAGAGAGUGCAGUUCUUUAAACAGCUGCAGUGAAGAAUAUGUUCGUCAAAGGAAAUUAAAUGAAAGGUUUUCCCGAAACUCCUUAAUGUCAAAGACCUCAAGUCUUGGUAGGAGAAGGGCCCUAGAAGAUGCUUGUGAUGCACGGUGUUUGCAAGAUCAUUGCUGUAGCUUGCCCAGGAAUGGCAUCGAAAUAAGAGAUCUAGUAGAUAAGAUUUUUAGAAGCAUGCCAAGUUAUGUAAAGAUUGUUGAGGUUGGGCCUAGAGAUGGUUUGCAGAAUGAGAAGAGUGUCAUACCCACAAAAGUGAAAAUUGACCUGAUACAGAGAUUGGCAACAACCGGAUUAUCAGUUGUUGAGGCUACAAGUUUUGUCUCUCCGAAGUGGGUACCCCAGCUAGCAGAUGCAAAGGAUGUCAUGGAAGAAGUUCGUAAUAUUGAGGGCGUUCACUUUCCAGUGCUGACUCCUAAUCUCAAAGGUUUCAAGGCAGCUAUUGCAGCGGGUGCAAAAGAAGUUGCAGUCUUUGCAUCAGCGUCAGAAGCUUUUUCUUUGUCCAAUAUCAAUUGUAGCAUUAAGGAUAGCCUUGCCCGUUAUCAGGAUGUUACUCUUGCUGCAAAAGCGCUUGGAGUGCCAGUUCGUGGGUAUGUUUCCUGUGUUGUGGGUUGUCCUGUAGAAGGAGCAGUUUGUCCAACAAAGGUGGCAUAUGUAGCAAAAGAACUUUAUGAAAUGGGCUGCUUUGAGAUCUCUCUAGGUGAUACGAUUGGGGUUGGUACUCCAGGUUCCGUUAUCCCAAUGCUCAAAGCUGUCAUGUCUGUUGUUCCUGUGGAGAAACUUGCUGUCCAUUUCCAUGAUACCUACGGCCAGUCCCUUUCCAACAUUCUGCUAUCCUUGCAGAUGGGCAUUGCCGUUGUAGACACGUCGGUUGCAGGCUUGGGAGGAUGCCCAUAUGCGAAGGGAGCUUCAGGAAAUGUUGCCACAGAGGAUGUUGUCUACAUGCUUAACGGUCUUGGAAUAGAAACUAAUGUAGAUCUCGGCAAGCUCAUGGCUGCUGGAGACUUCAUCUGCAAUCAUCUGGGCCGCGAAUCUGGCUCCAAAACUGCUGUUGCUUUGAGCAAAAUCUCUGCAAAUGCCAACAAAAUGUAAUUCUCAAUUUCUUAUUGAUCAAAACUCAGAAAUUAUCCCCAUUUAUAUCUGCGGAAGUGAUGAAAUUCUUACCAUCAUAGUAUAAUAUUAAGUGAUGAAGCAAUGUAUCUGUAAUAUGCGUCUGUCUCUCAUUAAUAAGGAUAUGUGGGCAUCAUGAAAUGCUCACUUGUUUCAGAAUAUGGAUUCUUUUCUGUAUGUUGCUGCUUCAAUAAUUGGAUAUGGGUGAUCUUUGACUGUAGUUCAAGGCCAUAAUAAAGGAAUUUCAAC
Molecule: messenger RNA, 1745 nt
Organism: Dendrobium catenatum
Lineage: Eukaryota; Viridiplantae; Streptophyta; Magnoliopsida; Asparagales; Orchidaceae
Product: hydroxymethylglutaryl-CoA lyase, mitochondrial
Exons: 9
Coding region: 204-1478 (424 amino acids)
Biological process (GO): L-leucine catabolic process; ketone body biosynthetic process
Molecular function (GO): hydroxymethylglutaryl-CoA lyase activity
Source: RefSeq, a predicted model, not a curated record